AUGCCGAUCUCUGGACGAUUGCGAGUGGCAGAGAGCGCAAUACUGUGGGCGGUGGACACGCAACGCAAUGCAAAUGUACGCUACACGAUACUAGCUUUUAGGAAGAAGGAGAUGGCACUUAACUAUGCGGCGGAGAACAACGUUAUGCUACCAAUUCUGGUUAUCAUGGCUAAUUUAGAAGCGGUCAUCGGUAAAUUUCGCCGAUCCACACUGGAACAGUGUGGUGGGCUGAAUGCUUUAAACUGGUUUGAGACUAUUGUUAAUAUAAAAUUGAGAGUAAAGUAG
This is a messenger RNA of Leptosia nina, 285 nucleotides long. The record is from the annotation of a GenBank genome assembly. Lineage: Eukaryota; Metazoa; Arthropoda; Insecta; Lepidoptera; Pieridae.